Molecule: messenger RNA, 1785 nt
Organism: Gasterosteus aculeatus aculeatus (three-spined stickleback)
Lineage: Eukaryota; Metazoa; Chordata; Actinopteri; Perciformes; Gasterosteidae
Product: T-cell surface glycoprotein CD3 epsilon chain
Biological process (GO): cell surface receptor signaling pathway; positive thymic T cell selection
Cellular component (GO): external side of plasma membrane; alpha-beta T cell receptor complex
Molecular function (GO): transmembrane signaling receptor activity
Source: RefSeq, a predicted model, not a curated record
AGAGACAGAGAGAGAGAGAGAGAGAGAGAGACAGAGAGAGAGAUACCAAGUCUUCGUCUUUGCAUUUGUGUGUCUUAUUGAACAGGCGUCUCAAACUGUUUUCUGUCUGCUGGACGCGUUUAUGCAUCCGAUCGUCAGAGAAGGAAGCUGUAGAACCUCAGAAGAGGAAGAGGAAGAGGAAGAAGAAGAAGAAGAAGAAGAGGAAGAAGAAGAAGCACAGGUGGUCUUCAGGAAGUGAACAGCAUGGGUGCUCAGGCCACGUUCGCCGUCCUCUUUCUGCUCACAGCUAUGGCCAACGCUAAGAUCAAACGUACGACCAACGAUGGGAUCACACCUACGGGCAACACUUAUCCUCUUCCAGGAGAGGUAGAAUUCUGGAAGGAAAAAUUCACAAUGCGUUGUCCUGAAAACGGGACUUGGUUCAAGAAACAUGCCGAUAUAAAUCAUACAAGCGCAACGUAUACUCAAACGUAUAGUGGCAAAACCAAAGGCUUAUACCACUGCAAAUACGAGCCAAAAGGCAAAGAAGAGAAAUAUCAUUUCUUCUACGUAAAAGGAAAAGGGUGCGCUGACUGCUUUGAGGUGGCCCCGGGAAUUCUCGCGGCGGCCAUUGUUGUGGACGUGGUGGGGACGGCGUGCGUGAUGCUGAUGGUCUUCAGGUGCACCAAGAAGAAAAGCUCGGCCGCCUCCAAAGCACCAGCUCGCCCGGGAGGCCGGCCUCCACCUGCCCCGUCUCCUCACUACGAGCCCCUGAACCUCCACACUCGCUCCGAGGGUCCUUACUCCACCGUGAGCAGGACGGGAUAGAGCCGAGUCAGCUGUUCUCCAGGGACCAACACCACCCUUCAUGCUCCCGGCAGGCUAACUCCACCUUUUCCCCGCUCACGCAUUUUCUCACUUACCCCUGGUAUCAGGAAUGUUUCUAUCCCCGUGUGUUACCGUGGUUACAGAGAUGGGUGGCAUGUAACCUGUAGUGCUCACAGUAUUUUACAGUUACUUGUAAAAAAGUUUUUGAGAUGCAUUGAUGGUGCAGGAUUCAAAUGUUCAGGGUUUCAUUUAUAAUUACGAAUGAAAAACAGGUGAAAACAAAGAAAAGACGCCACGUGCAUCAACAAUGCAGCUUUCUUUGCAACAGUAUCAUCAAGCUGUCAACGUCCCAUGAGCUCGUCUGACGGGAACAUGACGCUGCUUAUAAUAUUUCAAAAGUGGUCUUUCUACAACGUGAGCAGCUUAAACAAAUCCCCUCGAGCGACUUUAUUACGUAGAUGCAUAAAACUCCAAUUUAAAGUAAAUGCGUGUGGCUAAAUACCGUGAGAGGUAAGAAGGAAAAACCAUUAAAUGUACAUAAACGGUUCUGCUCUGAUGCUGUUUAAUGCUGUUAUGGAGAUGAUUUUUCUGAUGUUUCUAAUAUUAAUGUGUGUAAAUGUAAAGAAUAUAACCUUCCAUCUACAAAUAUUCAUGUCCCCAAAAAUGAAGGAUUACCAGCUUUGUAAAGAUAGAAUCGAUGUACAGCUGCACCAAAUAAAGAGGCCAUUGAGUGUGUAUCUACAUGUACAUUUGCAGUGUACUGACCCUUUAAUAUAAAAGCAGAAAGACUUCUUAAUAUAGUUAAUAGUGUAAUUAAUAAAAAACAUACUGUUAUUUCAAAUAAAGAGAUGAACGCCUGUUUUUUUUAGUUAUCUAAUGUUUUGUCAGACAUUUUGGUAUUUUCACUGUAAUCUGCUGCAUUAAUCUUCGUGUUACUGUGACGGACGCAGGUGUCACUAAUAAACGAAGUAAAAAGCC